Molecule: messenger RNA, 3004 nt
Organism: Carica papaya (papaya)
Lineage: Eukaryota; Viridiplantae; Streptophyta; Magnoliopsida; Brassicales; Caricaceae
Product: Major facilitator superfamily protein
Cellular component (GO): membrane
Source: RefSeq, a predicted model, not a curated record
CAGGAACAAGAAGUGGUGAGAAGAUCUUCACGAUGUUUACCUGUUUCGAGGUAUUAAAUACCAAUCAUAUUUUGCCACGUGUUGACGAAGGGGUAUCAAAUUAGCAUAUUAAUUGGUACGAGUUUGAGCUAUAUAUAUAUACAGUCUUAGCUUGUAGAUUCUAAUUGAGAAAUAUGUUGUAAAUUUAUUUAAUUUUAAUGAGACUAAAUUAUGAAUUUUAAUAACAUAGAAAUUUUGUUAACUCGGUAGUUUUAAACAGAAUUAAUAAUAAAAUAACAAAGAUUAACAACAACUUGCUUCUCUUAGUCAACUUCAAUGACUUAUCAACCUGAUCAGGUAGAAAAAAAAAAAAAGAGCCCCUUAAAGAUGAAAUCUGUAUGUGCGGUCAAGAUGUCAAUCCAAACAUGGGCAUUGCUUUAAUGGCGCUGGGGCUUCCCUUAGAGGAUUAAAUCUAAUGGAAAUGAAGGAAGGUAGCCGGUCCAUGGGAACUUAGCAAUCUAGUUGUCAACUCUUUUUGUAUUUAGUUUGAUCCUUCUAUAGAAGGGAGGAGCUACCUCCCUUUUCUCCCUUUUUCUACCUUGAAUCCAGGAGAUAUUUCUGCGCCAUAAAUAUAGGUCUCGUUGGAAGAUCUCCCACUGAAAAGUUUGCAAGGAAGUCCAACCAAUAUCCAUAUAUAACCCUCAGCCUCAGAAUAUUUGAAGCUUUUUGGUAUACAAGUUUUGAUUUCAAUCAUUUUCAAGAUACCCAUUAAGGAAAUUCUUGGUUUCUUGAUGGGAUUCUUCUCUUUAUCGUCAAACCCGUAUUAGAAAUCUCCAUUUUUUCUUUUUUAUUUUUCUACUCUGGUGUCCUCAAUCCAUUUACAUGACAACCCAUUGAAAAAAGAACCAAGAAAUAUUGACCACAUUCUUGGGUACUUGAGCUGCAGUUCCUCAUUGUUCAAGAACGAAAAAAUUCCACAAGAUUUGAUCUGUAAACUGGAAGGUUGCAAUUGAUUUCUUAUAGAAAGGUAUAUAAUGGUUGAAAAUGGAAAUCUUGAAGCCUCUGGUACUGAGGUUUUGGAGGAGGGAAAUGAGCAUAGAAGAAGAGGGUUCUUUGAUUUCGUCUGUGCCCCGGUUUGCUGGUUCAAGAUGCUCGCCAAGGAAACGCAUUGGAGUUUUGUGUUUGGUGUGGUUGUGAUUUAUGGAAUAAGCCAGGGAUUGGGCGGAGCUUUAUGUCGUGUUGGCACAUCUUACUACAUGAAGGAUGUACAAAAGUUGCAACCCUCUGAAUCACAAAUCUACGGAGGAAUCACUUCCAUUCCAUGGAUUGUCAAGCCUCUUUGGGGUCUUCUUACUGAUGUUCUCCCCAUUUGGGGGUACAGAAGACGGCCUUAUUUCAUCUUAGCUGGGUUACUUGGUGUUGUUUCCAUGCUGGUUAUAUCAUUGCAUAGUAAGCUGCUUCUUGCAUUAGCUGUGAUGUCAUUGACUGCCAGUAGUGCUGGGGUAGCAAUUGCGGAUGUGACAAUAGACGCUUGCGUGGCGCAGAAUAGUAUAAACGCACCUUCUCUUGCACCUGACAUGCAAAGCUUGUGUGCUUUCUGCUCCUCAAUUGGAGCUUUAGUGGGAUUCUUUCUCAGUGGAAUCUUUCUGCACUGGAUUGGCCCUAUGGGGGUGUUUGGCUUGCUGACAAUCCCAGCUGGACUUAUACUUUCUGUUGGCAUUCUGCUUCAUGAGUCUGACUACAUGCCUGAUUUUGCUUACAAGCAGGUGAGCCAGAAAUUUAUUGAUGCCACCAGAGCCAUGUGGACAACAUUGAAAUGCUGUGAUGUGUGGAGACCAUGUUUAUACAUGUAUAUGUCCCUUGCAUUGAGUUUUAACAUUCAUGAAGGAUUGUUUUAUUGGUAUACAGAUGCAAAAGGUGGCCCUUCUUUCUCCCAGGAGACUGUUGGUUUUAUAUUCUCAAUUGGUUCAUUUGGCUCCCUUUUAGGGGCAAUUCUAUACCAAAAUGCUCUGAAAGAUCACCCUUUUCGUGACUUGCUUUUGUGGACCCAGUUGCUUCAUGGUUUGUCAGGAAUGUUAGAUCUGAUUCUUGUGCUGAGAUUAAACCUGAAAUUCGGCAUACCAGAUUAUUUUUUCAUCGUGAUUGAUCAAAGUAUGUCCCAGAUGAUAGGGAGGCUGAAAUGGAUGCCUCUUCUUGUUUUGAGUACAAAGCUUUGUCCCUCAGGUAUUGAAGGCACUUUCUUUGCUUUGCUCAUGUCAAUUGAUAACACUGGAGUGCUUUCAUCCUCGUGGGGAGGAGGUUUCCUACUUCAUGUACUGAAUGUAACUAGGACAAAAUUUGAUAACCUCUGGCUUGCCAUAUUGAUCCGAAACAUACUGAGAGUCUCUCCACUCUGUCUUCUGUUUUUGAUACCCAAAGGAGAUCCCAAUUCCUUCGUUCUUCCUCCUGAAAUUUUGAAUGCAAAAGAGGAUACCGCUACUGCAGGAACUGAGAAUUUGGAAUUAGUCUCCCUUGUUAACAAUGUCGAUGGUAGAUAGCCCAAACAAGCAUAAUUAACAUCAGAUCAAAUUUAUUUGAGAUUUCCUAGAGAAAAUAUGUCUGGAGCAGGGAAACCUUACCACGUUGAGAUUGCAUUGACUUUUUCUCAUUAGCUUUAAGAUUGUUCCUAUUAAGGAAAAUUCUAUACAAAAAAUUUCUCAAACCCAGAUCACUUUUUGUUAGUUCCCAUCUUCGUCCUGCAAAUUCUCGGACAAUGAGGUUCAUUGGAGAAUGCGGGAGCAGAAGAGAAAUUUUUCUAGUAUUGUGCACAAGUUACAGUCAUCCAUUAGCCAUACUAGUGACUGAGGCUUCUGGUACAAGUGAUAUCCAUGCUGUAUUCUGCUGUGAUAUGUGUUUUCUGAGACCAUACCCUCUAUGGUAUUACCUAAAGAAGCAUAUUUGUGUAUUAUACCAUCUGUAAUGUAUCCAGUUGAGUGAGUAGUAAAACUACUAUUCCCAGAUCAGGAAAUGUUGUGCACUACUCGCA